UCAGGGCUGCUCCUCCACUUCACUCAGCUGCCUUAUUAGGGUUCGCCUUGACAGCAGUCCAAGGUCUAAGCAAAGUGCUGGUAGCUAGAUGAAUGACAAUAAAUUUAUUUUCCAGCAGAGGGACUGAAAUCCGAUCCCUGCGAGGAGUUUCCUGUCGGAAUCGGAUAGAAAGCUGCAGGUGACUGGAUCUUCGAGCUGGGACCGGACUCUUUGCGGGACCAUCCAUCACGCCAGGACCUACAGAAGCCGCUGAGCGGGAGCGUUUGAUCCUCACCUGUACCCCCAGCUAUAAGGAGAGAUGCCCCGGCACUUCCCUCGCCUUAACAUUUCGGAGGUGGAUGAGCAGGUCCGGCUCCUGGCGGAGAAAGUCUUUGCCAAAGUUCUUCGGGAGGAGGACAGCAAGGAUGGCUUCUCCCUGUUCACCGUUCCGGAGGAUUGCCCGAUCGGACAGAAGGAGGCCAAAGAGAGGGAACUGGAGAAAGAGAUUGCAGAGCAAAGGUCUGCCGAGUCCGUGAAAAGGAAGAAAAGCUUCAAAAUCAUCCGAUCUCAGUCCCUCCAGCUCCAGAUGCCACCGGUGGACUGGAAGUCUCCCUCUACCAUCACACCCAUCCCAUCGCCAGUAUCUCCCGUCCAACCGGCUCUGCCCGUCCAGCGAGGCCAGGAGCAAGCUGUCGAGAUUCCCUACGAGGGUCUGGAAUUCCAGCGAGUGACCAUUAGUGGCGAUUAUUGUGCCGGGGUGACCGUUGACGAUUAUGAGCAAGCCGUGGUCAAGCUCGCCAAAGCCCUGCUGAUACGAGAAAAAUACUGCCGGCUGGCGUACCAUCGCUUCCCCAGAACCACCGCCCGGUACCUGUGCACGGCGAACGACGAAAGCUGGAAACUGGAAGACGAGGUGUACCCAGAGUUCAACCCUCCCCCCGAACACGGAGAUGUCUACAACCUGGAGAACAUCCCCCCAAAUCUUAACUACGUGGUGAGAAUGAAGGGCGGGAUCCCCUACAUCUACGACAACAAAGAGGCGGCCGACGCAAAUGACCCCCGCAGUCUGCCCUACCCCGACAUGGAGACCUACACGCUGGACCUCAGCCACGUCCUGAUGCUCAUCGCCGACGGUCCCACGAAGACGUACUGCCACCGCAGAUUGAACUUUCUGGGCUCCAAGUUUAACCUCCAUGAGAUGCUGAACGAGAUGUCAGAACUGAAGGAGCUGAAAAGUGUGCCCCACCGCGACUUUUAUAACGUCAGGAAGGUGGACACUCAUAUUCACGCUGCGGCCUGUAUGAACCAGAAGCAUCUCCUGCGCUUCAUCAAACACACGUAUCGCACAGAAUCCGACCGAGUGGUGGCCGAGAAGAAUGGGCAGAAGAUGACCCUGAAGGAGCUGUUUGAGAGCCUUCACAUGCACCCGUAUGACCUCACCGUUGACUCUCUAGAUGUGCAUGCGGGGCGGCAGACUUUUCAUCGCUUUGACAAGUUCAACGCCAAAUACAACCCGGUGGGAGCCAGCGAGCUGCGAGAUUUGUACCUGAAGACGGAGAACUACAUAGAGGGGGAGUACUUUGCCCGAAUUAUCAAGGAAGUGGGCGGAGAGUUGGAGGACAGUAAGUACCAGUAUACAGAACCGCGGUUAUCCAUCUACGGCCGCUCCCCGGGUGAAUGGGACAGCUUGGCCGGCUGGUUCAUCAAACAGAAAGUGUACUCGCCCAACAUGCGCUGGAUCAUCCAGGUCCCCCGAAUCUUUGAUAUCUUCAGUACCAAGAAGAUUCUUCCCAACUUCGGCAAAAUGUUGGAGAAUAUUUUCCUCCCCUUGUUUGAGGCAACAAUCAAUCCGUCCGACCACAAGGAGCUUUACCUCUUCCUGAAUUAUGUGACGGGGUUUGACAGCGUGGAUGACGAAUCCAAACACAAUGAUCACAUGUUCUCCAACAAGAGCCCCAACCCUGACUUGUGGACGCAUGAGCAGAACCCUCCUUACAGCUACUACUUGUAUUACAUGUACGCCAACAUCAUGAUCCUCAACAACCUGCGCAAAGAGAGAGGGAUGAGCACUUUUCUCUUUCGACCACACUGCGGUGAAGCCGGCUCCAUCACCCAUCUGGUGUCAGCAUUUUUAACAGCGGACAACAUUUCCCAUGGGCUGAAUCUUAAGAAGAGCCCAGUGCUGCAGUACCUGUAUUACCUGGCACAGAUCCCCAUCGCCAUGUCUCCGCUCAGCAACAAUAGCCUGUUCCUGGAAUAUUCCAAAAACCCGCUGAGAGAAUUCCUCUACAAAGGCCUCGUCGUGUCUUUGUCCACGGAUGACCCCAUGCAGUUCCACUACACCAAGGAAGCGCUGAUGGAAGAAUACGCCAUCGCCGCCCAGGUAUGGAAGCUGAGCACCUGCGACUUGUGUGAGCUUGCCAGGAACAGCGUCCUGCAAAGUGGCCUCUCCGACAAGGAGAAGAAGCAUUUCCUGGGAACCAAUUACCUGAAGGAGGGUCCGGAAGGGAACAGCAUCAGCCGCACCAACGUGGCCCAGAUCCGCAUGGCUUACCGACACGAGACUUUAUGCAAUGAGCUCAGCUUCUUAACGGACGCUAUGAACUCGGCGCAGCUCGCCCUGGCUCAGGCGGAUUGAGGCGACGCACCGUCCCAGACCUUACCACG
Molecule: messenger RNA, 2646 nt
Organism: Nanorana parkeri
Lineage: Eukaryota; Metazoa; Chordata; Amphibia; Anura; Dicroglossidae
Gene: AMPD3
Product: adenosine monophosphate deaminase 3
Exons: 15
Coding region: 299-2617 (772 amino acids)
Biological process (GO): IMP salvage; AMP metabolic process
Cellular component (GO): cytosol
Molecular function (GO): AMP deaminase activity
Source: RefSeq, a predicted model, not a curated record